Molecule: messenger RNA, 2198 nt
Organism: Acanthaster planci (crown-of-thorns starfish)
Lineage: Eukaryota; Metazoa; Echinodermata; Asteroidea; Valvatida; Acanthasteridae
Biological process (GO): transsulfuration
Cellular component (GO): cytoplasm
Molecular function (GO): pyridoxal phosphate binding; carbon-sulfur lyase activity
Source: RefSeq, a predicted model, not a curated record
GUAUGGAUGGACUGGACUCGACAUCGACAGCCUGCACGGUGUACUGUGCUGUGUUAAUGUUCAACGUUGGUUGGCGUUUGUGGAACACAGACGAAUUUUGCUGUCACGAAUUAUUUCAUUGGCCUCUAAGCCGCAUCCUGAAUCAAAGAUGGGAGAUACUCCCAAGCCACGUCGAGUUCCCUCCGGCGUCCAAGAUGCGGGUGGAGUCAAGGACCCAAACACAGAGCUGCGUCGGGAUGAGGAGAUACAUCAGUUUGACUCCAAGACAAGCCUCGAGACUCGAGCUGUCUGCUCCUUGCCCAGGCUGAAGGGCCGUGAGUUGACCACGCCCCUCGUACCAUCCAUCAGUGUUGCCUCGACAUUCCGCAUCAAUAAAGUUGAUGAGUUCAUGGAUUGUUUGAGGGACGGCUACAUUUACAGCCGACUGGCAAAUCACUCCUGCGAGUCCGCUGCCCACGCUAUCAAUUCCCUAGAGGGCGGUGUUGGCACGCUAGUCUUCUCCAGCGGUAUAGGGGCGAUCACAACCACACUGCUUGCCCUUCUGAAGAGCGGGGACCAUGUGAUUGCUCCAAAUUCUGCCUAUUCUGGAACAUAUGUCUUGAUGAAGACCAUGCUUCCAAAUUACGGGGUUGAGGUGACGUUCAUUGAAGCCUGUAACAUUGAGGAGUAUAAAAAGGCCAUAAAACCCAACACUAAGAUUUUUUACGGUGAAACACCCUGUAAUCCGUGUUUGGCUGUUCUGGACUUGAAGGCCUUUGCUGAUGUGGCCAAGACCGUGCCGACGGCUAUCAGCAUGGUCGACUCCACAUUUGGCUCCCCCUAUCUGCAACGCCCUCUUGAUUUAGGGGUAGACAUUUCAAUUCACAGUUGCACCAAAUAUCUCGGAGGUCACAGCGAUAUUGUCGCCGGAUCCGUGAGUACCAAGGAUGAAGAGAUUCUCUAUGGUGUCGGCGAGUUCCAGAAACAGACAGGGAGUUGUCUGUCUCCGUUUGAUGGUUUCCUGUUGCUGCGUGGGGUGCGCACACUGCCGUUGAGGAUGGAAAAACACAGCCAGAAUGGGAUGAAGAUUGCGCAAUAUCUUGAGCAACAUCCCAAGGUCAGCAAGGUGUAUUACCCUGGCCUGCCGUCCCAUCCCCAGCAUGAGAUCGCCAAGAAACAGAUGUCCGCCUUCGGUGGGAUGGUCGUCUUCGAGAUGGCUGAUGGACUUCAAGCGGCUAAGACUCUGACUGAGUCGGUGAAGCUGAUCACCUUAGCCGUGUCCCUGGGUUCCAUCGAGAGUCUAAUUGAGCACCCGGCCUCAAUGACCCAUGGCCCUUAUCUCAUGACCGCGGAGGACAGACGGGAAGGAGGAAUCUCAGACGGACUUGUCAGAAUGAGUGUUGGCAUCGAGAAUGCGGAUGACCUAAUCCGAGAUCUUGAACAAGCUUUUGCAAAAGUGUGAAGAAGAUUUCGCCAAGAAACCUCAUGACCUCCUCUACUAACAUUUCUUUUAAGGAGUUUAAUGAAAUAUAUUUUAGUUUGGGUUUAUUCUUCAAUUCAGACAUUAAAUCUUGCUCAUAUGGAACCAGAAUUUCCCAUUUUUCUUGUCAUCAACUUGUUUACAGAUGGACCUCGUUUCUGUGCUUGUUAAAAACUUGUGAUGAAAACUCUUUAAGCUGAACGGAACCCAAGUCUACUAACUUGACAUCUUGUGAGGAUUGUGUUGACAAAUCUUGACUUUGUAGUACAAAGCAAAUUUUAGGUUGCAAGUUGCACCCAACCACCCUGACUCAAAAAAACAUACACAAGUCAUGCCAUCAUCCUUAAUAUUCAUCUGGAGUUUUCUUUGUUCAUCUUUAAAAUGCGUUUGGUUUUGCUUCUUCUUCUUGCUCCUGUUUCGUUAAUAUUUUAAUUAUGCAAUUAAUAUUUUAAUUGUAUUAUUAAAAAUCAUGAAGAUGAUUAUUAUUUUUAAAAAUUUAUUAUUUUUUCAUAAAAGUUGUGUUGCUGAAAUUUCAGAGAGGAAAUUAAAAAAGAAACUUUUAUAAAAGUAUAUAACAUCAAUUCCAAACUCAGGGCAGCUAAAUCCAGUAUUGCUCAGAAAUUGUAUUCAAUUUAUUGAAUUGUGUCUCGUUUUCCUACGGUUUUUCCAUAGAUGAAUAUUUCAUUUUCACGUCAAUUUAUUAUUUCAUUUACGGUGAAUAAAUAAUUGUUUUUAAAGA